Molecule: messenger RNA, 957 nt
Organism: Trichosurus vulpecula (common brushtail)
Lineage: Eukaryota; Metazoa; Chordata; Mammalia; Diprotodontia; Phalangeridae
Product: olfactory receptor 1J4-like
Exons: 1
Coding region: 16-957 (313 amino acids)
Biological process (GO): G protein-coupled receptor signaling pathway
Cellular component (GO): membrane
Molecular function (GO): G protein-coupled receptor activity; olfactory receptor activity
Source: RefSeq, a predicted model, not a curated record
AGAUAAAAGAACAGAAUGGAAAGGGAGAAUAAGACAAGUAUCUCUGAAUUCCUCCUCCUGGGACUUCCUAUCAGACCACAGCAUCAUAUUCUGUUCUACAUUCUUUUCCUGAGCAUGUAUCUCACCACAGUCCUGGGGAACUUGCUUAUCAUCUUUUUGAUCAGACUGGACUCUCACCUUCAUACCCCUAUGUAUUUCUUCCUCAGUCACUUGGCCUUCACUGAUGUCUGUUUCUCAACAGUCACCACCCCAAAGAUGUUGGUGAACAUGCAAACAGGGAGCCAGUCCAUUCCCUACAAUGGCUGCAUCUCACAGACGUAUUUCUUCAUAUUCUUUACUGAUUUGGACAGCUUCCUGCUCACUGCAAUGGCUUAUGAUCGCUAUGUUGCCAUCUGCCACCCUCUCCACUAUACCACGGUCAUGAGCCAGAGUCUCUGCUGCCUGCUGGUGGUUGGGUCUUGGAUCCUCUCCUGUGCCAGCUCUUUUUCCCACACCCUUCUCCUGGCCCGACUGUCCUUCUGUGCAGAAAAUGCUGUCUCCCAUUUCUUCUGUGACCUAGCUACCUUGCUCAAGCUGUCCUGCUCAGACACUUCCCUCAAUGAACUGGUCAUGUUUACUGUGGGAACAAUAGUCAUUAUGCUUCCAUUAAUAUGUGUCCUUGUUUCUUACAUACACAUUGUUGCCACCAUCCUGAAGAUCCCUUCUACCAAUGGGACUUGCAAAGCAUUGUCUACCUGUGGCUCACACCUGUCUGUAGUGUCUUUAUAUUAUGGGACAAUCAUUGGCCAGUACCUUUUCCCCUCCUCCAGGAAUUCAAAUAUCAAAGACAUCAUCUCUGCCAUGAUGUAUACAGUGGUGACUCCCAUGUUGAAUCCCUUCAUUUACAGUCUGAGGAAUAGGGACAUGAAGGGUGCUUUGAGAAGGAUCCUUAACAGAACAAUAUUCUCCUCUCAGUGA